ACGCAGCACUGGUGACGUAAUGGGUGUGGGCGGGGAGUGACAUCCAACAAUACUUGCCCGGCAACCGGGCAAAGCCAGCUGUCAUCUGUCUCGAUAUUAAACAUGGCAGGAAACAAGUCUUACACUAUAGUAGAAUAUUUCGGCGGGGAUGACGGUUACCGCUGUGGUUACUGUAAAAAUGAAAAAGGGAACUUUUCUCAUGGGAUGUGGUCUCACACCAUGACAGUUCAAGACUACCAAGACCUCAUAGAUCGAGGAUGGAGGAGAAGUGGGAAAUAUGUCUAUAAGCCAAUAAUGAACAAGACGUGCUGUCCACAGUAUACCAUCAGAUGUCAUGUACUGAAAUUCCAGCCUUCCAAAUCCCACAAGAAAAUCCUGAAGAAGAUGAGCAAAUUCAUUUCCAAAGGGGAAUUGCCAACAGGACAGGAUGAUGGGGAGCCGAUGGACUCUGUGUGUGGAGAAGAAGGUCCACGGGAACUGAGUAAAGUCUGUCACGCAGAAAUGAAGUGUGUUGCUAUCACAGACAUUCAGAAGGAAGUAGCAGAGUGUCCCACUAUCACAGAAGCUCAGAAGGAGGUAGCGGAUGCUGCACCUACAGGCUCAGAAUCAUCAAGAAAGGAUCCAGUGUCUGUCCCGGAUGGAAGAACAACAGUCACAGCUCCUAAACCAGGUGCAGGGAUGGGAGCUGAUCCUAGCCGGCCACCAUGUCGGAAGGCCAAAGAUUUAAGGAAGGAACGACGUCUUCAGAAAGAGCAGAUGAGACAACACGCUGAUGGGGUCUCUUCCAUUGUCUCUCCUACCCCACCCACUCCCACCCAGACCAACCAAACCAAAACGCUGGAAGAUUUCAUCAAUGAGUCAUUGCCUGACAACUUUUCUCAUUGCCUUGAGGUGAGGCUAGUGCGCUCCAGUCCCCCUAGCCCGCAGUUCAAAGCCUCUUUCGACGCCUCCUACCAGGUGUACAAACUCUACCAGAUGGCCAUUCACAAGGACCCUCCUGACAAACCCUCCGAGUGCCAGGUGAGGCUAGUGCCGGUCAGCUUUGAGGACCCUCAAUUCACAGCGUCCUACCAACAGUCGGUUGCGCUGUACGCCCGCUACCAGAUGGCCAUUCAUGGUGAUGACCCCAGCGAAUGUAGUGAGAGUGAGUUCCGGAGAUUUCUCUGUGAUUCACCACUAGAGGCAGAAUAUUCUCCAGAUGGACCCGAGGUGGGCUAUGGCUCCUUCCAUCAGCAAUACUGGCUGGACGGACGCAUUGUAGCUGUGGGGGUGAUUGAUAUUUUGCCUACCUGUGUGUCCUCUGUCUACCUGUACUACCACCCAGAAUUUGCCUCACUGUCUCUGGGCUCCUACUCUGCUCUCAGGGAGAUCGCUUUUACCAGGCAGAUGCAGAAACAGUCCCCCAAGCUGUCUUACUACUACCUGGGCUUUUACAUUCACUCCUGUCCCAAGAUGCGGUAUAAGGGGCAGUACCGGCCUUCAGACCUUCUGUGCCCAGAGACCUAUGUCUGGCUACCAAUAGAGCGAUGCCUACCGCAGCUGGAGAACUCCCGCUAUGCUCGUUUCAACCAGGAUCCUGAUGCAGGAGAUGCUCGGGUGCUGAAGGAUGUGAACCGAGCACUGGUGCUAUACAGACGGGCCGUCAUGCCGUAUGCCGCCUACUCCCGCAAACGCAAGGGCUCCAGCGACGAGACUGAGGUGCAGCAGUACGCCAGCUUGGUUGGUCAGGACUGCGCUGAAAGGAUUCUGCUCUACCGCGCCUAAACAUACAGCAUCAUCUCACUGCACCUUUUUAAUAUACUCUAUGUGAAUACCCACCUCCCAGCAAUGUCUGUUUCUGUUUCUGUAUGUCUGUGUGUCUCCUUUCUGUUGCCCCUGUAGUCUCACCAUGCUUCACUCUACACAAGCUGGAACACUGCAGUAGCCUUCAACUGUAUGUAUAUACUCAUUCACUCAUUGGCCAUAUGCAUUGUAAUAUCAUGUGUUCAUCACUUUGACUUUUUUUUUUUUUUUUUUGCACCAUCCUCCAUCCUGUAUGCUUAAGUAAUGAUGUUGUGAAGGAGAAUUUAGCCACACACGGGACAGCUCUCCUGUGAACAGAUGCGGGUUGGGUUAUACGUCAGCAUUGCCACUUGAUGUUCUCCUCUGAAUGGCCAGUGGGUUUGAAGGUAGUUUUCAGUUGCCUACAUUGCAUCCCAAAACUUGAAGCUGACUUGUACUCCACCACAACAUUGUGAAGAUUUUUAUCACAGAGUUUAUGUAAAACAAAGAACUCACUGUUUUCAGUGUUUUUGUCUGUUAUAUUUAUAGCUUUAUUUGCUUUUCUUUUAAUAUUGACACUGUUGUUUUUGGUUAAAUCA
Messenger RNA from Xiphias gladius (swordfish), 2360 nucleotides. RefSeq names its product arginyl-tRNA--protein transferase 1. NCBI's taxonomy places the organism in Eukaryota, Metazoa, Chordata, Actinopteri, Istiophoriformes, Xiphiidae. Gene Ontology annotation, biological process: protein arginylation. The transcript has 13 exons. The coding region runs from base 103 to 1764 and encodes 553 amino acids. Gene Ontology annotation, molecular function: arginyl-tRNA--protein transferase activity. The record is from RefSeq and is a predicted model, not a curated record. Gene Ontology annotation, cellular component: cytoplasm.